GGGGCAGAACUUUACCCUUUGCUCCGGGGACCCUGUGUUUGAUCUUCUCCCCUCUGCCUAGCACGGCUAUAGCACUCCCCCUCUUCUCGCCCGCGACUAAAAUGGCAUCACCCACACCCGCCAUUGCGAUCUGGGCGCCGCUUGCUGAUGUACCAAUAGCGCGACAGGUGUUGACCAAUGAACGCACGCGUUACUAGAGAGCGGGCCGGGGUAAAAGAGAUUCCACCAAUCGUUAGCGCUAUUCUUUGGUUGCUAGGAGACGGUGAACGGAUGGCGCUGGGUGUUGCUGGAGGGCCCCGGCAGAGGGGAGCUGGAGAAGUGCAGCAGAGAUGACUCUCCAUGAUAUGGUGGCUGAGGCAGCCAGCCUGCACUCAGGUAGAAAAGCUGUUUGGUUUGAUGAAUGCAAUGAUGGACCUCCAACUUUCUACACAUAUGCAACAGUGAUUAAACAUGCCAUGGAGUUAACAGCUUUCCUUCAGAAGUACUGUGAUCCUCAAGGAAGGUGUGAGAUAGGCCUUUACUGCUCUCCUGGAAUAAACCUACCAUCUUGGAUCUUAGGAAUCCUGCAGGUUCCAGCUGCUUACUGUCCUAUUGAUCCAGAUGCCCCACCACUGUUAUCUACUUACUUCAUGAGGAAAAGCAAUCUUCAGUAUAUUCUUGUUGAGAAUGACAAAAUAAAACAAUUCCAGACAUCCCAUGUCGGUUGGUUGUCCCACAACUCUUCCACAAUAGAAAGUAUUGGUUUAACUCUCUUCCAAAUGAGUUGGAGCAGUACUGAUGUUGAUUUGCAAGCAGACAGUGUAAAAAGUAAAUUUGAAGCUUUCAAAGUUAUGGAUAACUCACAGCUAGGUGCUCUCUGCCCAGAGCACCUGAAAAUAAAAACAUCGGAAGGAAGACACAAGGAUGUUGGCCAGAAAUGCUCUUUAGCAUACAUCUUGCAUACAUCAGGAACUACUGGGACCCCCAAAGUAGUUAGAGUGCCUCAUGCAUGUAUAGUGCCAAAUAUUCAGCAUCUUAAAUCAAUUUUUGAGAUCACCCAGGAAGAUGUGCUGUUCUUGGCUUCUCCUCUAACGUUUGACCCAUCUGUGGUCGAAUUGUUCAUUGCUCUGACAAGUGGAGCCUCUAUUCUUAUAGUACCAAAUGCUGUUAAAAUGAUGCCUUUGGAGCUGUCUACUGCCCUGUUUAGCCAUCACCAUGUGACAGUGUUGCAGGCAACACCAACACUUCUCAGAAGAUUUGGAACUCACAUUAUUAAAUCAACAGUAUUGUCUGCAAACACUUCGCUCCGAGUCUUAGCCCUUGGUGGUGAAGCGUUUCCCAUACUGAACCUUGUGAAGAGUUGGAAGCACAGGGAGAACAAAACAAGUAUUUUUAAUCUGUAUGGUAUAACUGAGGUUUCAAGCUGGGCCACUUGCUACAGGAUUCCUGAAGAGGUUUUUAGUGCUGAUUUUAGAACUGAUUUCCCUGUCCCUUUGGGAUCACCGCUCCUUGGAACAACGGUUGAGAUCAGAGAUGCCAAUGGUUCUGUGGUUCUAGAAGGCGAGGGACAAGUAUUUAUAGGUGGUGAAGAACGCAUCUGCUUUCUUGACAAUGAGAUAAUUGUACCACAGGGCACAAUGAGAGAAACAGGAGAUUUUGUAAGAGUGCAGAAUGCAGAGAUAUUCUUUUUGGGUCGGAAAGACAAUCAAAUUAAACGUCAUGGCAAGCGUUUUAAUAUUGAAUGUUUGCAGCAGGCUGCUGAAGAUCUUUGUCAGGUAGAAGCUUGUGCAGUAACCUGGUAUCAGCAGGAAAAACUUAUCCUAUUUGUGGUUCCCAAGGGUGAUUUAGAAGAGAGAGAAAUUCUUCAUGAACUCCAAAAACAUCUGCCAGCUCAUGGAAUUCCUGAUGAGCUUGUACAGAUUAAAACUUUGCCUUUAACAUCACAUGGCAAAGUUGAUAUAUCUGAACUGAACAAGAUUUACCACUACCAUCUAAGAUCCAGAAGGCGUGACAGUAAGCUGAGUGGCGCAGAGGAACUGUGGGAAAGAUUGCAGUAUUUAUGGAAGUCCGUUCUGGAUCUCCUAGAUGAUUCAAGUGGAAUUCCUAAAGAUGCAGUAUUUUUGUACAGUGGUGGAGACUCUUUAAAAGCACUGCAGUUUCAUGAUGAAAUUGAGAUGCUAGUAGGCAGAGGUGUGCCUGGGCUCCUUGAAGUUAUUCUCAGCCGCUCAAUUGAGGAGGUUUAUAAGCAUAUUCUUAAAACUCUGUUUCCAGAUGAAGACCAACUAAUAAAUGAUGACAAUGUUUUGAAAAGAAAGCUAAGUAAAAACAGUGGAGAGGAAAUUCACAGAAAAUAUGCUAAACUGAAAUCUGAAGGAUAUCUUAAUGUCGCUCCAGGAUUAAUUUCAUUUAUAGCACUGAGAAGAGGAAAUCAUUUUUUUUCUAUGGAUUUCACCAACUCUUUUAUGCAACCCAGUAGUACAGUACAGGUGGGAGGGGAGUCACUACAACAACCAUCCUUUUUGCGUGCUGUGACUCCAAGUAUAACAAAAAGCCACGUGCAAGGGCAUGAAAAGGAGAACAGGACUUUAACAAUUACCAAUAAAGAAGAGAAAACUGACUGCUGCUCUGUGCAGCAAAUCUGUGCAGAAUGCCAUCAUGUAACAACAGCAGAGUUGGCAUUACGCACAAGAUGGAAGUCAAAUACAAGAAAAUGUGUUGAUGCAUCACCGUUGAUUGUAAUAUCAUCUGAAGAUGAAGAAUCUGCAUCUGUAUUUGUUGGCUCUCACUCUCACACAAUGCAGGCUAUUGAUCUAGAUACAGGAGAAGUGAAAUGGGAGAAGAAUCUUGGAGAUCGUAUUGAAUCUUCUGCCUGUGUAUCGAAGUGUGGAAAUUUCAUUGUUGUCGGUUGUUAUGAUGGCUUAGUGUAUGUGCUCCAAAGCACUGAUGGAGAAACAUACUGGACUUUUGCCACAGAAGACACUGUGAAAAGCUCUGCAGUGGUAGAUCCUUCCAGUGGAUUAGUCUACGUAGGAUCGCAUGACCAGCAUAUGUAUGCUUUGGAUAUUUAUGAAAAGAUGUGUGUAUGGAAAUUGCAUUGUGAAGGUGGAGCUGUGUUUUCAUCUCCUUGUCUGAGCUCUUUUCCACAUCACGUUUAUGUUGCUACACUAGGAGGACUGUUACUGGCUGUCAACCCGGUGACAGGGAAUAAGAUUUGGAAGAGUUUUCUGGGAAAACCACUUUUCUCUUCUCCUCACUGCAAUGAGAAGUGUGUUUGUAUUGGAUGUGUGGAUGGAAACUUAUACUGUUACAGUCAUUGUGGAGAAAAGGUUUGGCAGUUUUCCACUAAUGGACCAGUGUUUUCAUCUCCGUGCAUCUCAAGCUUAACUAAGCAAGAAGUAUUUUUUGGAUCCCAUGAUCACUUUAUUUACUGUUGUGAUACAGAGGGUGAUUUACUGUGGAAAUUCAAAGCCACUUCAAGUGUAUAUGGAACGCCAUUUGUUUUCCAAAGUAAUGACUCAAAGAACAAAGUUCUUUUGGCAGCAGUAUCUACAGAUGGCAAAGUGUGGAUCUUGAACGCUAGGAGUGGAACAGCAGAAGGAACAGAUACGCUUCCAGGAGAGGUUUUCUCAUCACCUGUAGUAUGGGGAACAAAGCUUGUUGUUGGCUGUAGAAAUGAUUAUGUUUAUUGCCUAGAUUUGUACAUAACAGGAAAAAAGGAACAAGGAUGUUAGACUGCUGCUGCUUAAUUGUUUACAUUUGUAAAUUAAGAACUUGAAGGCACUGUCUACCUCUCUGCCUAUUUUGCUUUAGGCAAAAGCUGCUUUGUGCAGCUUUCUCAACAUUUUGCACCAUUGCAAAUGCAGGUAAGUGAUGUUUGUUGGCUUGCUGUACUGACUGAAGGAUGACUGCUCAGCACUAGCCACAGGUUUCACUGUCCCUCCCUCAUUUCCCUGCCCAGACUGAAGAAAGAAAGAAAGAGUGUUUCAAGUUGUUUGGAUCUGAGCGUUGUGCUUUUACCUGUGUAGCAGGAAAAUGAAAGUCAGUAGUUUGGCUUCAAGUACUUAUAUGGCUGGAAGAAACUCUGGUAAGGUGCCACACUGUGUGACUGGAAUUAACAUUCUUGUCUCCCUGAGGGAGGAAUGUAUUCCUUUCUGUGAAUCCUAAGAUGCUAUAAGGUAGCCAACAUUCUUUGUUCAGUCUAACUUUAAUUGAUUUCUGAGGAGGUAGCCUGCAUUCUAUGUACAUAAUUAAUAUUAAUAAUCUACAGCAAGUUGGGGCCCUCCCUGGCUUCACUUCAGCUGAGUCUCUAUUUUUCUCUAUGGAAAUCAGCACUAGUCACUUACUGUAUUCUAAAGUGUCUAUUAGGUGUCAGUGACAAUUCCCAUAUGAGUUCCUAGAUGAGGUAUGCUGUGUUCAAAUCAAAGCCUGCCAAGCUAUUUUUGAAGAAAUUUCAAUUAAUGCUAACUGUAGUGUUUACAGAGUGCUAUUCAUAAGGGAUUAUAUAGGUUUUUUUGUUAUCAUAAACAUCUUAAAAAGAAUUACUGUCAGUAAUGCAAAGCAAGGAUUUGCAGACAGAAGUACUCUUAACUCAAGAGUAUCUUCCUGAUUACAAGCCUUCUUAAAAAGCUAUUGUAGAAGCUAUCAGUCAUCUCUCCCCUUCUUGAAUCAUCUACUUCAAAUUCUAACAUUCUGAGUUAGUUAAAAAGUAAGUAGAAGUUGCAGAGGCUACAUUACAUGUCUCAUUCAUCCAUUUUACUAUUAGGAGACAGGCACAGGCAGGACACUUGUGGUAGCAGAAGUUCUGUUAUAAAGCAAACCUGAAGUACACAGACAGCAAAAAGAGACACAGAAUUGAUACAUCCCUGAUAAUUUUGACUGGGUUAUAGUUUAAUUAGAAUUAAAAUGACAUUAGUAUAAUAAACAAUUGCACUUUAAAACAUUUGAAAAAUUAAAAAAGUACACAACAAAUACCCCACAAUUAUACAUCUUAUAGGUUUUUUUAUACAUUACUAUAUGAACAUAGAGGUUAAUCAUAUAUAACCUGGUCAGAAGAAAUGCUAUUAAUGUGUAUAAGUUACAAAAAUUGAGACAAUAUACUACAUAGUGGUUUGUUUGGUUUUUAAAACAUUUUUGUGUUUUAAAGUCGGAAGUAAUGGUUUGUGGUGGUUGGGUUUUAUUUGUUGUUGCGUUGUUGUUUUUAAACAGAUUUCCAACACUUUAUCAGAAACAGCUGCAACAAAGCUAAAGCAAAGUAACACUUCACUUCAUUGGUAUUUAGUGCAAAUUUUUGUUAGUUUAUCAUGAAAUGUCACUGUUGAACAUGUAUGUUUUAGAAAUGUUUCCAUCAGGUUCUGUACGUAAUACACGUACAAUCUGAAUUACACUAGAUACCUUUAUGGUUGAAAAAACAAUCUGGUUUGAAGCUUAAGCUUAAGACUUUCCUUAACAAAAGCUCUGUUCUAUGUGCUUUAAGUGUAUUGUAUUGGAAAAUUGCAUCGUUAUGUCACACACAAUAGCACCUCAUUAUGCUAUGCUGUCUGGAAUACUUCAAUCCUGAUUUACUUCACCUUCUCUGUAUUAAACCUGUAUCCCUAUCCCAAGGAAUAAUCCUAAAGACAGAUUUCAGGCAGUUUAGUUCUUGUAACUAUAAAUACAUAUUGCAGGCUUACAAAAUUCACAAAAAGAAUAGAUUUAAGAAGUAGUAAUUCAUGCUGCUAGCAGAAAUAAUUAAGGGCCAGAUUCUUUCCUCAGAAAAUUCUUUGCAGAGAUUUUACUAUGUAGCAGUAAGUGUUUUUUUUUUCCCAAAUGUUUGAGAACAGCAUUGCCUCAUCUCUGUAUAAAAGAUUCUAAAUACUUACAUUAAUGGAAAAAAUAUUACUUCACAGGUUUGGGUUUUAAAUAUGAAAAUGAGCAAAAGUGAUGGCUUAGGAGGCUCAAAAAAACAGUCUUGCUGUGUUCUCAUCAUCUCCAUCUACCAUGUCCCAUGUGUUUGUGCUGUUGUAACCACAGUAGCAAACCUUUGCUACUUUCUGUUUGAUGGGAAACAGGGUGUUCAGUAACAAUUUUACCAUCGAGCCCUUUUUGAUUCUUGGGAUGGGAAUUCAUGGCAGAUUUCAUUCUGUUUUCUGCAUAAUUUAAAGUGCUGCUGCUCAUGCUGCAUACAGCAGUUUGGCUAAAGUAUUUCCAUGAAAUGCACAUGGUAUCAUUCUAUAACGAUACAACUUCUUUCCAUCAAAAUUAUCACUCUUUAUCGUGCAUUAGGCCUAAAGUGCCUCUGAGCCUUACCAUUACUAAGAGAUCAUCAAAUUUAUUGAAUACGGCCUUGUAAAACCUUGCUGGGCAUGUUACAGGUUUGUUAACUAGGGUGACUUUUAAAAACAUAGACAUAGCUAUUUCCAUGGGAUAUUAAGGAUAAUAAAAUUUUUAUUAUAUUAUGGACUUUAUCCUUUUUUUGCAAGAGGAAGGCAGUGAACACCACUAUUUUAGGUACAGAGAAGUAAUAAAGUAUCUGCCACAGCAGGUAAGUGAACUGUGGGCAGUAAGUCAGUGCUCACUUAAGGAUGGUAAGUAAACCUUUUCAAAGUGUGCUGUCUGUAUUGGUCAAAGUGCAGGAAUUUACCUGAAAUACCCAAAGUUGCAUGUGAAGUAAAACCAGGAGAAAUGCAGAGCUGAAACUCUAGAGAUGUUCAUUGACCUAGCUUUCAGGUCUCAGUUAACUUUAACUUCAGUUAUGUGGUCUUGCUCCUGUGGGAACUUCCUGAGACCAACUCUGUAAGUAUAGGAGCACAGGAAUAGUUUUACUUACUUUAGUCCCAGUCACAGAAUUUAAAGUUUUAAUCUGCAGUUGCUGUCUCUGCAUGUUAAAUGUGGCGAAGCACACAGUGAUGCACUUAAAUGACUACGGUAAAUACUGACUCCCUGGUUUGUGGAAUCACCUAAGUUGGAAACAACAUUCAAGACCAUGAAGUCCAACCAUCAGCCUGACCUACAAAGGCCCAUCACCAAGCCAUGUCACUUACUGCCAUAUGCACACAAUCCCAUAGAUGGCUCCAGCAGCAGGAACUCCACCGCUUCCCAGGACAGCCCAUUCUGUGGAACAUUCUUCCUAAAAUCCAAGCUAAGCCUCCCCAGCGCACCUUGAGACUGCUUUGUCACGUUCUACCACUUGUCACUUGAGAAAGGAGUGACAUUCAUUGCUGCCACCUCCUUUCAGGUCGUUGCAGAGCAGAGGCUUCUUUCUAAAAACUUGCUGACUUCGGCUUAAUUAGUAAUUUUUUUUUUUUCGAAGUUGGAUGAAUUGUUUUCUUCUUAGGACUAAGAGAAUAUUAACACAAUAACCCUACAAUAAAAAAAAUUACUUCAGCAUUCGAACCACCUUUCCUAUUGCAGGUGGACAGAAGUCUACCAAGGUUCUUCAUUAGGUAAGACACUUCUAAAUAGCAGGUAGAACUACUGACAGUUCAUACAGUUUAACGCUUGAGAAAAUUUAGAAGAGAAGGGAACAUGCAUCUUGCAUUGAUUUUCAGCAAUGGACUGCUGAAAAACUUCUGAGAUUUCCACUUAACUGUAGAGAUCUAAAACUCCAAAGCCAAAUUCAAGAGAAUUCAAGGAGCUACUGAAGUUCUGCCCCUUGUUAUGAUACUUGCUAACAUUUACAUCCAGUAUCUGAGCAUUUUUGAACUUUUGAGAGAGACUGGCUCUGAAAUUUGUGACCUCACUUAGCUAUUUGUCAAAGCAAUGGAAUAUAUGACUUGAAUAGGCUUUACAGUGAGCUAGAGCAAAAUGGUAAUCGAUUCAGUUUCCAGUCCUCCAAUACAUGCAUUUUCAGUUUU
Messenger RNA from Centrocercus urophasianus (Greater sage-grouse), 7811 nucleotides. RefSeq names its product aminoadipate-semialdehyde dehydrogenase (gene AASDH). Gene Ontology annotation, molecular function: protein binding. Lineage: Eukaryota; Metazoa; Chordata; Aves; Galliformes; Phasianidae. Gene Ontology annotation, biological process: amino acid activation for nonribosomal peptide biosynthetic process. The coding region runs from base 330 to 3710 and encodes 1126 amino acids. The transcript is spliced from 15 exons. The record is from RefSeq and is a predicted model, not a curated record.